Insectozyma verbasci is the source of this 750-nucleotide messenger RNA. NCBI's taxonomy places the organism in Eukaryota, Fungi, Ascomycota, Pichiomycetes, Serinales, Debaryomycetaceae. The record is from the annotation of a GenBank genome assembly.
AUGUUAAGAUCAUUAAUUGGUUUACGAGUUGGUAGACCAAUUGUUCAACAAGCAAUUGGGUUUAGAUUUUAUGCAAGUGCUACUGGUCUUAAAUCUGAUACUCAUAGAAAGAAAUUAGAAAAUCAAUUAAAAACCGCUAAACAAAGAUUUAAAGCGACAUCUACAAAAGUUAAGGAAUUAGAAUCAAAAGAAAAACAAAAAGCUAAAGAUAAAGCAAAAAGAGAACAAUUGAAGGAAAAGAAAUUAAAACAAAAGGAAUUGGAUGCUACUAAAAGAGAAAAAUUACAACAAGCUAAACUAACCAAAAAAGCUACUGAAAAUGUUCGUGCUAUUAAUUUAAGAGGUUUCAUUGCAUUUACUCAAAAAGUUGGUGUUGCUCAAUUAACUGCUUUUGUUCAAAGAUUAAGUCAAGAUGAAUUAGCUAAAUUUGAACAAGCUCAAGAAGAAUAUAAUACUAAAAAGAAAUCAUUUUUCACUCCAAAACCUGAAUUACCACCUACCAAUGGUUAUAAUGUAUUUCUUGCUGAAAGAUAUGAAGAAUUAAGAUCAUCUGGUUUAGAAAACAAAGAAUUAUUUAAACAAAUAGCUGGUGAAUGGUCUCAAAAAACUGCUGAUGAAAAAGCUGAAUAUAAAACUCCGAAAGAAAAUUCAGAAAGGAGAAAAGAAAUAUUAAAAGAAUGGACUCAAAAGAGGUUAGGCGAAUAUGAGCAAUAUUUGCAAUGGAAAGAAGAUUACAGGUUUCAUUUAUAA